Emys orbicularis (European pond turtle) is the source of this 12333-nucleotide messenger RNA. RefSeq names its product bassoon presynaptic cytomatrix protein (gene BSN). Gene Ontology annotation, molecular function: structural constituent of presynaptic active zone. The transcript is spliced from 11 exons. Gene Ontology annotation, biological process: protein localization to synapse; presynaptic active zone assembly. Gene Ontology annotation, cellular component: cytoskeleton of presynaptic active zone; GABA-ergic synapse; axon. NCBI's taxonomy places the organism in Eukaryota, Metazoa, Chordata, Testudines, Emydidae. The record is from RefSeq and is a predicted model, not a curated record. Bases 1 to 12333 code for a protein of 4110 amino acids.
AUGGUAUUUUCUUUCACUGUUUUGCAGAAAACUGAAUGGCUGUGUUUGAACUGCCAAACUCAGAGGCUGCUAGAAGGAAGCCUAGGAGACCCUGCUCCAAUGCCACUACCUACUCCAAAGCAGCAGCCAACAGGAUCCCCCCGACACCAACCAGGGGGAGCCGGUCAGCAUAGAGGAGGCCCUCCGCCUGUAACAGCUCAAAAGUCAGAAACGUCCAGUCCCCAGGACAGGCACCUCGUCCAAGGAAAGCAUCUCAGGACUUCAGAGCAGAGCAAGCUACAGGCCAUGGUGCAAGAGAGCAAGCCCCCUGCCCCCUCAGAAGAAAAGCCACAGACAAAACUUCCUGCUGAGGCUCCAAAAGUUCCUGAAAGUGCAUUGCCAAAGGGGAAAAGCAUGGCUGUGAAGGCAGAAGCAGAGAGCAAAGCAAGCAAGGCAGUCACUGAGGCUCAGCAAGUGAGAGAGCAGGAGGAGACAAGCAAGCCUUAUCCCCAUGACCUGUCCCGCAGCCCCCAAAGCCUGAGUGACACUGGCUACUCAUCAGAUGGUAUCUCCAGCUCCCAGAGUGAGAUCACUGGCUUGGUGCAGCAGGAAGAAGAGCAGCUGAAUGGCACUGGCCUGGAAGACCAAAGCCCUGCCAGUCCUUCUGAACUUACCAAACUGGAGAGCAGUGUGCGCCCCUUGCUGGAGUCAAAGGGCAUUUCCCAAGAGCAGAGCAACAGAGGGAAAAUGUAUCAUGAGUUACGGGAAGAGCAGCGGCAGAGGCCUCGGUCCCUUUCUAUCACCCCCGAAGCCUUUGAUUCUGAUGAGGAGCUGGAAGACAUCAUGGAAGAAGAUGAAGACUCUCUGGAAUGGGAGAACCAGAGGGAUCAAAGAGAGAGUGUGGAGUCGUCUGACGACUUUGGCAGCAAGCUGCGCCAUGACUAUGUGGAGGACAGCAGCGAAGGGGGGGUCUCCCCACUGCCCAGCAGGCCGAAAGGCAGGAAGACAGAGAUGACUGAUGAGGAGUUCAUGAGGAGGCAGAUCCUGGAGAUGAGUGCCGAAGAGGACAAUCUGGAGGAGGAGGAAGAGUACAGUCACGUGAAAUACAGUGUAACAAAAAGCGGGCACAAGCCUGAUCUGGAGAAAAGUAAAGAGCCAACCUCAUCCAAGAGGCGCCUGCCUCACGUCUCCACUGGUAUGUAUGAGGAGGAGAGGAAAGAGCUGGAAGCUAUCGAGGGGGAGGAUGUGACCACAUCCCAGGGGGGACUGCGGCGCUUCAAAACCAUUGAGUUAAAUAGCACAAGCAACUACAGCAGGGACAUGGAGCUUAGCCAGGAUGCAGACAUUAGCCUGGACAGAGAGCCAGAGCUGGAGAUGGAAAGUCUGACGGGCUCCCCAGAGGAACGGUCAAGGGGGGACUAUUCCUCCACCUUGCCAGCAACUACACCCAGCUACACAUCGGGCACCUCCCCUACAUCCCUCUCGUCUCUGGAGGAGGACAGCGACAGCAGUCCUAGCCGGCGGCAGCGACUGGAAGAGGUGAAGCAGCAGCGCAAAGCUCGGCAUCGCUCCCAUGGUCCUUUGCUGCCAACCAUAGAGGAUUCAUCAGAGGAGGAGGAACUGCGUGAGGAAGAGGAGCUCUUGCGGGAGCAGGAGAAGAUGCGAGAGGUGGAGCAGCAGCGCAUCCGAAGCACCGCACGCAAAACUAAACGGGACAAAGAAGAGCUGAGGGCGCAGAGGAGGAGAGAGAGAUCCAAAACCCCACCCAGUAACCUGUCUCCCAUUGAAGAUGCUUCGCCCACUGAGGAGUUGCGCCAGGCAGCAGAGAUGGAAGAGCUGCACAGGUCCUCCUGCUCAGAGUACUCGCCCUCCAUCGAUUCAGAGGCAGAGGGCUUUGAUGUCAUAGCCUCCAAGCUCUACAAGUCUGGCAGUGAGUACAACCUGCCAACAUUCAUGUCCCUCUACUCCCCAACAGAAAAAACAAACAGCAGCUCCCAUUACCACUCCAGUAAGCCCCUGAAAAGUGCAGAAGAAGCCUAUGAAGAGAUGAUGAGGAAGGCUGAACUGUUCCAAAAGCAACAAGUCCAACAGUCCCAGCAAAGCGCCUACAGCAAUGCCUACCAACAGGUAGGGUACCACAGUGCAGAAGGCCAGAGCAGUUUUGAAUACCAGUACAUAGAUGAGUACAGCUACGAUAAUGGGCAUCUGGACUCCUGUCCAUCUGACUUCCAGCAUGAACCUUCAGAGCCAGGAGCAGUGUAUGAGGAAAUCUUGCAGACAUCACAGAGCAUUUCUAGGAUGCACCAUUCCUCCUCGUUUGAUCUGGCCCUAGAAGAGGAGAAAAAGAAGAAAGGGAGAGAAGAAACAUAUCAGGAAAAGCAGUUUCUGAAUGCUGAGAGCGCUUAUGCUGAUAUGAUGAAGCAAAACAGCGGUCCACUCACACCAGGAACAAGCCCCACCCAGUUAUCGGCUCCUGUCUCGUUUUCCUCCUCCGAAGGCAGCACAGGCAGGGUAAUUCCUGAUGUUCGAGUCACUCAGCAUUUUGCAAAAGAGGGGCAUGAUCACCCAAAGCUUCACAGCUCACCGACAGCACCCAGCUCAGCUCCCAAGGUUAUGACAGCUCCCUAUACUUACAGCAGAGGUUCCAGCACAGUCACAACUGUUGUUUCCAGCCCAGCAAGUGCUCCACGAAUCUACAGUUCUCCAUCUCUGAGUGGCUCAGAUGUAACACCUGUAUCGGCCCCUAGCAGAAGCUACAGUCAGAUGAAGGGCACCAUGAAUUAUAGCUCUCAGACAGAGGACGGCUCCAGGAGCCAGAGUGCUGCUGAGCUCAGUGGAGCAUUAUCAAGAGAGAAGCUCCAAAGUAAGAGUGAGAUCAAGACCAAUGUCCCUGUGUCAUCUAAAAUGUGUUCCUACUUCCAAAGCUCCAGCCCCCCGCUUUCCCCGAUGUCUCCUCAAAGUUCCGCUCAUUCUGCUCCAAAAGCAGGGCAGCCAUCCAGUAAGGCAACUGCAGAGUUUUCCACUCAAACGCAAAGCACAGUUUUCUCCUAUGAUAUCCCCACUACCACUAGUGCAUCAACGUCCUCUCCAAUGGUUGCUCAAGAGACCCAGACACCCCAUCAUGCGAGCUCUCCUCGCUUUGCUAGGCAGCAGUCAUCACAAGAAGCUCCAUUUAUGGUCAUCACAUUAGCAUCAGAUGCAUCUAGCCAAACCAAGCUAACAAGCAUGUGCUCCUCCACCUCCCCAGCCUCCUCUCCCACCCGACUGAGCCGCCAGCAGACAAUGCAUAGCUACAGUCAGACAGCAGUCAGCACAGCACAGCUUCAGCAGGAGCAGCUGCAGUCCACUUAUGCUAAGACACAGUCAAUGAUAGAAAGAGCCUCUGCUGCCAGCGCCAUGCUUCAGAAAGGGCAUGCCACUUCUGCUGCUGACAGCACUGCUGGUGUGUACAGCUGGGGGCCCCUGCCUGCAGAAAACAUCUCCUUGUGUAGAAUAUCAUCAAUCCCUGGCACGUCCAGGGUAGAACCUGGACCCAAGCCACCAACCACUAAUGCUGUGGACUUACGGACUGCUAUAAAGUCAGCCCCAAUCAUCAUAACAGACCAAGGCAUGGAUCUCACUUCCCUAGCUACGGAGAGCAGAAAAUAUUGCCUCACUCUGGAACAGACCCCAAGUAGGCAAUCCACAACCGUCCAACCCUUAAUCAUUAACCUCAAUGCUCAAGAACAACCCCAUGCUAUUAUAGGCACAACCACUACAGUCAGCAUAACUGUUGCCUCUUCCAUGCUCGUGUCACAACCCAAGCAGCCUGUGGUCUAUGGAGAUCCUUUCCAGAACAGGAUGGACUUUGGGCAAGGGGCAGGAAGUCCAGUCUGUCUGACUCAUGUUAAGCAGGUAGAGCAAGCAGUUCAGACUGGCACCUUCCGAGGGACCAUGAGCAGCAUUGACAUUUCUGCACCAAGCGCAAAGCCAGAAGCGGCUAGUCCUCAGCAAACCAAAUUUGCAAGAUAUAAUUUGCCUAACCAGAUGAUGUCCUUGGUGAAGAAAGAUGUGCUAAUCACUCAGACUAGCAGUGUCCAGAGCGCUGUUAGUAUCAGCACCAGUCCAAGGCCAGUUCUUCAGGACCAAAGCACAGACCUCUAUAGAGGGGUGCCAGUGGGACUGAAAACCCAGAGUCCUUCAAUCAACCUGGGAGGCAAAAAGUCCCAAGCCAUGAUGGUGCAGAUGAAUGAGAUAGCAGCAGGCCCAGUAACAAAGCUGAUCAAAGAACCACCACCAGCCAGUGCAUUGGAUCUCACUGGAAUAAAGCCUGAAAGCCAGGUGGCAUGCUGUGAUGUAGUGUACAAAUUCCCCUUCAGCAGCAGCUGCACAGGUACCUUCAACCCCUCCCCCAAGAUCCCAGAGAAGAACGUUGGGGAUGCUGCUCAAACUGGCAAACCAAGCAUUCAGUACUAUGGAAACAGAGAGCCAGACCUGCCGGAGACGUAUCCCUACAGAGAGCAAACAGGCCCAGCUCCCAGCCUGUACGAGGAGCACCGGUUCUACCCACAAGGCCUGUUUGGGAGACUGUAUUCAUCCAUGUCAGAUACAAAUCUGUCGGAAAUUGGUCUGAACUAUUACCCCCCAAAGGGGGAGCAGCCCUUCCACUCCCCUGCAGGAGACUCUGCUGUGGAUUUGACCACAAUGAAACAUUCCUACAGCAUCAACUUCACUGAGGGGGGCUACCUGGGUCAGGGAAUGCAGUACGGCUCGUUCUCUGACCUCCGGCAGCCCACAGACUUGUUAAGCCACCCUCUCCCAAUGAGGCGGUACAGCUCAGCCUCCAAUAUCUACUCCGAUUACAAGUACUCACCUAGAGGAGACCUGGCAAAUUUCCAGGAAUCCAGUCUGGCCCAGUACAGUGCCACCACAGCUCGUGAAAUCAGCCGCAUGUGCGCAGCACUCAAUUCCAUGGACCAGUAUGGGGCUAGGCACUCAAACAGCCUUGACUUCCUGCAGUAUGGGCCAGCAGGGGGCAGUGGUGUCUCAGCACCACAAGGCAUUUCUGCCAUCAAACCAAACAUGAUGUACAAUCCCAACUUCCCGGAGACACGCCAGGGCUUUGGGAACCUAGCACAGUACAGUCUCUCUGGUGCCCGGCUGGGAGCUGUAAGGCAGAUCUUCCCUUCCACAGCCACGGUGCGGGCUGCAGAUGGCAUGAUUUAUUCCACAAUAAAUACUCCCAUAGCAUCCACCCUUCCUAUCACCACCCAGCCAGCUUCUGUGCUGCGGCCAAUGCUCCGAGGUUUAUAUCGACCCUACACCCCAGGCAAUAUCACAGCGGUCCCUCUGGCCAGCCUGACCAGAGUGCCUCUAGUUACCCCGAGGGUUCCCCUUGCUGCCCAAGGCCUGUAUCGUUAUUCAGCUCCUAGCAGGUUCCCAUCUGUUUCUACAACAUCAGUGAUGGAAAUGCCCAUGUACUUGGGGAAGCCUGUUAGCACCACUGCAGCCAGCACUGCUGCAAGCAAUGUUAGCCCAGUGUCUGCUGCCAAAGCAUCAGCUCCUACUGCAGUGAACCUGCAAAGACCUGAGCAGACAGGAGCUGGUGUUCGAGAGGAGGUGCCCGUGGCAGCUGCUGGCAUGCAGAGUGCCUCGAAAGAGACUAGUCAGCCUCAGCAGCAGCCACCCCCCCCAGUCCAAACCCAGCAGGCCGAGGUAUCCCAGGCCAGCGUCCCCAGCAAAGGCAGCACAGAGCGAGAGGAGAAGGAGAAGGAAGAGGAGCGCCAGAGAAAGCAGCAGGAGCACAUCCUCCAGAUUGAGAGGGAGAGAGUGGAGCUGGAGAAACUGAGGCAGCUGAGGCUGCACGAGGAGCUGGAGAGGGAGCGUGUGGAGCUUCAGCGGCACAGAGAGAAGGAGCAGAUGCUGGUGCACAGGGAGAUCCAGGAGCUGCAGUCCAUAAAGCACCAGGUCCUGCAGCAGCAGCAAGAAGAGCGCCAGGCCCAGUUUGCCCUGCAGAGAGAGCAGCUGGCACAGCAACGCCUGCAGCUGGAGCAGAUUCAGCAGCUGCAGCAACAGCUGCAACAGCAGCUAGAGGAGCAGAAGAGGCAGAAAAGCACCUUCCCCCCUGUGUGUGACCCCACAGGAAGGAUCCCUCCCCAGGCCGUGUCCGAGAUAGCCAUGGAAAUGCAAAGGACCCUGGCCCAAAAUGGACAGUACUGGCCCCCCCUGAACCAGCCCUUCAUGGCUCCUGCAGCCCCAGGGCAGGAAGGGCCAGCACCGUCCCGCUACCCCGGGCUCCAGCGCCCACUCACCAACUCUGCCUCUGAAAUGUCCCUGCAGCCCGAGGAGCAGUGGGAAACUAGCCGGGGGAUAAAGAAGAGGAACUCCAUGCCACGCCUGCGGGACGCCUAUGACAAAGAGACCCCCCACGAGCCCUACGUGGUGAAGAAGAUCACGGACAGCAGCGUGCAGACUGAUGAGGAGGACAGUGAGGAGCGCUACUUCCUGUCCCGGCGCCGCCGCUCCCGGCGCAGCACCGACUGCAGUGUGCAGACUGACGAGGAGGACAAUGCUGAGUGGGAGCAGCCGGUGCGUCGUCGGCGAUCCCGUUUCUCCCGGCACUCAGACUCCAGUGCUGAGAGCAAGCAAGACUCCUCCUCCAAAGGCAUGGCCAGCAUAGGCAUCCAGACCAGCAGUGACUGCUCUGUACAGACUGAGCCUGACCAGCUGCCCCGCGUGUCGCCCUCCAUCCACAUUACCACCCCUGACCCCAAGGUGGAGAUCGUGAAGUAUAUCUCUGCGCCAGAGAAGACCCAGCGAGGGGAGAGCCUGGCCUGCCAGACUGAGCUGGAAGCACAGCUGCAGCCAGGUGUCAUGGUCCCCCAGCUCACUGUGCCUACAACCAUAAUGCCCUACUCCUCCAACCUCCAGCUGGUAAGCACAGGCCCCCUGGACCCACGUGCCAUCCGGCAGCAGACCCUUGGCAAGUUUGAGAAGAAGAAGCCCGAUCCUCUGGAAAUCGGGUACCAGUCCCAUUUGCCCACAGAGUCCCUUUCUCAGCUAGUGACUUGCCAACCCCCCAAAUCUCCCCAGGUACUCUACUCCCCUGUCUCUCCUCUUUCGCCCCAUCGGCUGUUGGAGUCCUCCUUCACUACCACUGAAAGACUUAACAAGGCCCACGUGACACCACAGAAGCACUUUACAGCUGAAUCUAUCCAGCGCCAGCAGACCCUGCCUCGCCCCAUCAAAACCAUGCAGAGAUCCUUCUCUGACCCCAAGCCCACCAGCCCAACCUCAGAGGAGUCUGGGAAGGACAGGUUCUCCAUAUACCAGCACUCUUUACUCCAAGGCAGCCAGAUCUCUGCUUUGCAGUCAAACACUCUGAUGCGGAAGGUGAAGCGGACACUGCCCAGCCCCCCUCCGGAGGAAGCUCACCUGCCCCUGGCCAGCCAAGCCCACUCCCAGCUGUACUUGCCCAGUUUCAUGCAGAAGGGGGUAGGAGAGCAGGCCACUCAGGUAACCAAAGCCAGCCUUCUCAGAGACAUCGACCGUGACCUGAAGCUGGUGGAGCAUGAGUCCACGAAGCUGCGGAAGAAGCAAGCAGAGCUGGAUGAGGAAGAGAAGGAGAUCGAUGCCAAGCUGAAGUACUUGGAGCUGGGCAUUACUCAGAGGAAGGAGUCUCUUCUGAAGGAGAGGGGAGGGAGGGAUUACCCUUACCUGAGAUGCCUAGGUGAGAACCGGGACUACAUGUCUGAUAGUGAGCUGAACAAUUUACGCCUCUCCAGCUAUGAGGGCAGCAGUCUGCUCAGCAGGCCCAGCAUUGCCCCCACUAACCAUUAUGCUGACUUCUCCAGCACGCAGUACACAUCAGCCUCCUCCUACGCCCCCUACCCAUACCCAGCAGCCCUACCAGGCCCUGCCGCCUUCCAGCAAACACGGUUCCAGCCCCCCCAUUACCCUGUGGUCAGCAGUGGCACAUCUCAGAAUGGCUUCCAGGCUGGUCAGCUCCCCGCCUUCCCCUCCCAAGGUACAUAUCAGACACACAGCUUCCCUCCCAGCACUGGUUACCAGCCCCAGCUGGGCUUGCAGAGCCAUCAAGGCUUUCGGCCACCUCAUCACUACCAAGCUCAGACCACAUAUCCCAAUCAGCCGCCCUCACAGCCGGCACAGAGUGCCCUCUUCCAAACACAGGCAGAUGUGCACGCCAUGCACCAGAAGCCACGGCAGACAUCACUAGCAGACUUGGAACAAAAGAUCCCCACCAAUUAUGAAGUGAUUGGAAAUCCCACCGUGGUGAUCUCCUCAGCAGCCCCAGAAGUUACUUACAGCCCCACGACAGUGACCGGCAGCUAUGCCCAGCACAAGGCCCCAGAGGCCAGUCCAGCUGACCAGAGCAAUGCCGUGCAAAGCCCCUCAGCCAGUUACUCUUCAGAUUCUCUGUACGCAAACCUGGAGCAGAACAUUCCCCGCAACUAUGUGAUGAUCGAGGACAUCAGUGAGCUGACCAAAGAGAGCACUGCGGCAGACAGCCACAAGGGGGAGAUGCAGGUGCAGAGCAGCACUGGCCGCCAGAUCAAAGAGAAGAGUGAGCUGGUGGAGACGGAAGGCUCCAGCAGAACUUGCUGCUACUCCAAAGCAGAGGAGGAGUCAGAGGAGGAUAUGUAUGAUCAGCAUGGUGCUGACCAUCGGGGGAAGAACAGCUACCACAGGGGCAUGGAGAGCAAUGGCAGGAUGUCAGGCAGCUCCAGUGGCCCCUGCUCCUAUUACGGGGACGAUUAUCGGCACUCCACACGCUCAGACAAGCAUGGCUCUGGACUGGGGAUGCAGAAGCAUUCCUCCAAAAACCUGGCUCCUGCUGUCAUCUCGUCCAAACGCAGUAAACACAGGAAACAAGGCAUGGAGCAAAAGAUCUCCAAAUUCUCCCCCAUAGAAGAAGCCAAAGAUGUGGAGUCAGACCUGGCCUCCUACACAGUGACUACGUCUAUCAGCAGCAGCAAUGUGGCAUCCAGGGCAAAGAAGCUUCAGGACGAGAUCACCUAUGGCCUCAAGAAGAAUGUGUAUGAGCAGCAGAAAUACUAUGGCAUGUCCAGCAGGGAUAUGACGGAAGAGGAUGAUCGAGCAUACAGCACUGGAAGCAGAUCUAGAUCGUCUGGUUAUGGGACAGAAAAAACAUCAAGCCGCGAUGCCAACAGCAGAAGCAAGUCCUAUGAGAGAGAGUGCAUGGAGAAGCCUCAGAAAGGAAGCUCCAAACCAUCUUCCCUUAGUAUGAGUCAGAGUCGUGGGCGGCCUUCGAUUCGUACACAGACAUCGGAAGAGGAAAGUCCCAUCAGCCCUUUAGGAAAGUCUGUGGGUGUGUCCCGCUCCUCAGGUGGACCUCUCCCUCAGUCCUCUGGGGACAGCUGUUCCCAGUUCUGCUCCAGCCACUCGUUGCCUGAUGUGCAAGAACAUAUCAAAGAUGUGCCAAGGAACCACUCUUACAAGCAUGAAGAAGGUUACAUCAUGGAUGAUUCACAUUGUGUUGUUUCAGACAGUGAAGCCUAUCAUUUGGGUCAGGAGGAGACAGACUGGUUUGAUAAGCCCAGGGAAGCUCGCUCAGAGCGGGUAAGGCACUACACUGGCCACUUCUCCUCCCAGAAGAGACCUCCCAUCAAACACACCUUUCAUGAUUACGAUGAGCCUCCAGAUGAAGACCUGUGGCAGCACGAUGACUAUUCUCAGGCACGUCACUCUUCUUCCAAAGACCACCGGCACCAUGGAGAGUAUGGAAGGCACUCAGCCUCUUCCCGCCACCCGAGUGAUGAACAGGCCAAGAGGACAUCCAAGCAGCAUGCCCGAGACCAGGGCCGUCAUGAAGCCCGCACACACAUGCAGCCAUCUGCCCAGAAGAAGGCUCAGCAGUCAGACAUGAGAGCCCAGACAGCUUUCCCCUCCAGCUCAGCAGAGUACUCGCAGCAGUCCCAGCAGCCGUCCAGCUACCACCAUACCUCAGAGUCCCAGAAAUCCCAACGGCAAGCGGAGCAUGGGCCACUGCCCCAACAGCCGAAAGGAGAGCCCUUGCUGCACCAUUCUCAGCAGCAGCCGCAAACAAGACAGCAGCAAUCCGGGCAACAGCAGCUGCCAUCCAGGCAGCAGCAGCCAUCAGCCAGGCAGUCUCCACAACAACAAGCAGGCCCUUUGCAGCAACCUCCUCAGCCACAGAAGGAGCAGCAGCAGCAGCAAGCUAGGCUGCAGCAGCAGCCAGGGGCUCAAGGACUACCCUCUUCUCGGCCACCGCAACAACAACCCAUCCAAUCCCAGCAUGUCGGGAAGCCCCAGUCAACCCUCCCUGCACAGCCAGGCAGUCACCAAAUAGGGCUACCAAAAGCGGAUCAGGUGGAUAUGCCCAAACCCACCACAAAAGUGCCACCACCGCACAGGAGAGCGCCCCAAGCACAGCCACUGGGAACGACUGCAGCAGGUAUUAAAGUGGGUCAGAAGCCAGCAGGGGCUCCCCCACCCACUGGGGCAGCAGCUGGACAGCCUGGGGUGGAUGGAGAGAGCAUGUUCUCCAAAAUCCUGCCAGGAGGAGCUGCAGAACAAGCAGGCAAACUGACAGAAGGUGCCUCGGGGAGAGCCACCAAAGAGACAGGUGCAGUAUCUGCAGGGCAUUUCGCCCCAGGACUCUCAAAAGAUAGAGAGCAGAGACUUAAAGUCCUCCUAAUGGAAGCGGCCCUGCGGCCACAAUCGGAUCCUGGGCCUGCCGAUCCGGCACCCAGCACUUCAUCCUCGGUGCGCAGUGCCCCGGCACCGGCGAUAAGUCGUGAGGCCAAAGCCUCCAAACCCCGGCACCGGAGAGAGCUGGCGCACAAGAAAUCGGCCUCGCCUGAGUACCGUGUGCCGCAGGCCCUGGUAGAGGUAGAGGGUAUAGAAGAAGGCCCUCUUCAGAUGAUCUCCUUCUCUUCCUCGCCGGAUGAGGCAGUGGCGGGAACGUCAGCAGCGGGAACGUCAGCGGCACCGGCUCUAGAGGUCAAUAGGAUCCUCCAACAGCUGCUUACUCGAGCAGCCCAGAGCCUCUCAAUCCAAACGGAGGAGAUUGAGGUGGAUACUGAUCCAGUGGUGGACAUCCUGACCCCAUCGGGCCCAUCCAGGGUGGCCCUGCCUCUCAUAAAGACCAUUGCGGACACAACCUGCACUUUGUGGCAGACGCCAGCCUCAUUGGCCCCCACGGCUGAAAGGACUGAGAGGCGAUAUUUUGUUCCAUCCAAGGGCUAUGAACAUCUUUAUACACACCCUCCCCCGAACUCCCUAGUAGUAGUAGAUGUAGUAGUAGUAGAUGCAGCCAACCAGAGGGAACGCCAAAGGUUCCAGGGAGCUACGCCAAAAAAUAGAGAGGCCAAGAGAUUGGACCUGUUCGGGCGAAAGGUGUAUUCGACAGGGGGUCUGCAGUUGCGCAUAGCCAAUCAGCAGGCCAUAGAAGUGCAGUCCCUCCUCGCAGCAGGGGCAGUAGAGGAGGUUCCUCAGGAGCUCAGGGGCAGGGGCUUCUAUUCCCAUUAUUUCCUAAUACCGAAAGUGAAAGGGGGCCUCGGACCUAUUUUGGACUUGCGGCGUCUCAACAAGUUUGUAAAGAAGCUCAAGUUCCGCAUGGUCUCCCUGUCCUCCAUCAUACCUUCCAUGGAUCCAGGAGACUGGUAUGUCGCCCUCGACUUAAAGGACGCAUACUUUCACAUUGCAAUAAUCCCUCAGCACAGGCGUUACCUCAGAUUUGUCGUGGGCAACGCCCAUCUACAGUUUACCGUUCUUCCUUUUGGACUGUCAGCAGCCCCAAGGAUCUUCACGAAGUGCAUGGCAGUCAUGGCAGCCUUCCUGCGCAAGCAGGGUAUUCAGGUGUUUCCCUACCUGGACGAUUGGCUCACCAAGGGCCGUGCCAAGGCACAGGUGGAGGCUCAGGUGGUCUUCAUCAGGCAGACCUUCCUCGAGCUCGGCCUCUUACUGAAUGAGGCCAAGUCCACACUUUCUCCAACCCAAAGAAUCGAAUUUAUAGGGGCAGUUCUGGACUCGACACACGCCAGAGCAUACCUCUCAGAGGCCAGGUUCCAGACUAUAUCCAACAUUAUUCUCGGCCUCCAACGUUACCCGACCACCACAGCAAGAAAUUGCCUCAAGUUGCUAGGGCACAUGGCGGCAUACGGGUUAUUUUACGCCUUUCCCCCCGAUUCCUAUGGUUCACAGAGUAAUCCUCAAGGCCCGCAGAGAUCACGCUCGUGUCAUCCUGAUAGCGCCGGCGUGGCCGCGCCAGCACUGGUACACGUCGCUCCUGCAUAUGUCUACACGGGUCACGUUCUUGGUGGCUAUCACAUCAGCCCGGAGGGUGUUGGAACUCAGAGCACUGACAUCUGA